Molecule: messenger RNA, 1146 nt
Organism: Lottia gigantea (owl limpet)
Lineage: Eukaryota; Metazoa; Mollusca; Gastropoda; Lottiidae
Exons: 2
Coding region: 1-1146 (381 amino acids)
Biological process (GO): regulation of transcription by RNA polymerase II
Molecular function (GO): DNA-binding transcription factor activity; RNA polymerase II cis-regulatory region sequence-specific DNA binding
Source: RefSeq, a predicted model, not a curated record
AUGAAAUUGCAUCGAGAUGGUGUUCACAGUAAAGUUAAAAGAUUCGAAUGUGAUCUUUGUGGUAAAACAUUUACUCAGAAAAGCUCUCUACAAACACAUAACAAAAUACACACUGGAGAAAAGGAGUUUGAGUGUAGUGAAUGUGGAAAGAGAUUUAUUUUAAAAAGUGACAUGCAUAAGCAUUUCCGUAGCCACACAGGAGAAAAACCUUAUCAAUGCUUCAUUUGCCUCAAAUCUUACACGUCUAGUGGCAAUCUUCAAAAACAUAAGCGCAUACAUAGUGGUGAGAAGCCCUUUGAAUGUGGUGUUUGUGGUAAAAAAUUUGGACGUAGCAGCACAAUUCAGCGGCAUAUGUUAAUUCAUACAGGAGAAAAACCUCAUAUUUGUGAUUUUUGUGGUAAAGCUUAUAGCUCAAAAAAUUUAAAAAAUCACCACCGAACUCAUACUGGAGAGAGACCUUAUAAGUGUGAUGUCUGUAAUAAGGCUUUUGCUCAGAAAAACACACUAACACGGCAUAUGUACAUUCAUUCAGGAGAACGGCCAUACAAAUGUGAAGUAUGCGGCAAGUCAUUCAAACAGCAGGGCCAUUUAGCCUAUCAUGUCAAAAUGCAUACAGGAAACAAAUCCUUCAAGUGUCCAAACUGUGCAAAAACUUUUAUCACUAGGGUUGCUUUACGUAUGCAUGCUCUUGUUCAUUCAGAAGACCAACCAUUUAAAUGCACUACGUGUGAUAAAGGAUUUAAAAGAAAAAGCACAUUAAAAGAUCAUCUGUUGUCACAUUCAGGGGUCAAAGCCUUUAAAUGUGAUGUGUGUGACAAAUACUUCUCUAGAAAGUUAUAUUUUCUAGAACACAAGAAGACUCAUACCCACAAUAGACCAUAUAAAUGUAUGUAUUGUGAUAGGGCCUUUAGUUUGUUGAAAUAUCUACGCAAACAUACCAAACUUCAUGAAGAUCAGGACAAGUUCAAAUGUAACCAGUGUGAUCAGGCCUUUAAUUCAAAUGAAAGUCUGAAUUACCACAUGAGAAAACAUUCACAAUCUUGUGCCUUUAAAUGUGACCUAUGCAGUAAAACAUAUCGAGUAAAGAAGAAUGUGAUAAGACACAUGAAAACCCAUGAGGAGGCUGAGAUGGGGAGUAAUUAUUGA